This is a messenger RNA of Sorghum bicolor (sorghum), 2792 nucleotides long. RefSeq names its product rop guanine nucleotide exchange factor 9. Gene Ontology annotation, molecular function: guanyl-nucleotide exchange factor activity. Bases 1059 to 2558 code for a protein of 499 amino acids. NCBI's taxonomy places the organism in Eukaryota, Viridiplantae, Streptophyta, Magnoliopsida, Poales, Poaceae. The transcript has 8 exons. The record is from RefSeq and is a predicted model, not a curated record.
UUGAUCUGCACACACUACAGUCCUCCGCUCUACCAACUGAGCUAAGGUCGGAUGUGCUCUUUGGCUGGAAUUAUUCUUAUUUAGACUUGCAGUAGUCAAUGACCCUUACUAGCAGUAGGCAACGACCAUUACUAGUUGACAUGGAGGCGUACAAUCUGUGCGUUCUGCAAAUAUCGAAUGCAUUGAGAUGUGUGUUUCAAUACGAAUACAGUGAUGAAGGAAGUGGGAGUCCAUGCCGUUAAGGGCAGAAAAACUGCAUCGGUUCUGUUGCAGCAACCGUAAGCGAGGGACAUGUUAUGUGAAGAGUGAAGAGAUCACCUUCCAGACAUGCAAAAGUUGACCAAACUGUCUCUCUGUUCUGCGUCGGUCCGUCCCUCCUGCCUCCCGGUGGUCGGCGCAAUAGUUGCUUCGGCCGGUGACACAAAAGGAUAGCACUUCAUUGCAUUACGCGUCCAUGGUACAGCUACUAGUAAUGCCAUGCCAUCCAUUUCUGCCAUUAUUAUCAUAUCUAUCUAUGGCUGAUGGUAGUACAAGCCUACAAGCAGAGACCUGACGGCGCGCGGCGCAUCUCCGAUCCGGCAAAGAUCGAGUAGCGAGAGGGCUUCUUCUUCCUCCUCUAGCUCCGUCCAACCCCCACUCCCCGACCGACCGUUCAAUACACGGGAAGCACAAGCACUGGCAGGGGAAGGAGGCUAAGAAUGGCAGGCGCCUUCUUUCUAAUAAUAAAGCGAGUGCCACUCCCUAAUUAUACUCACUCCUGUCUUCCCUUGCCACCGGUCCGGGGCCUCCCCCUAUUCGGACAGGACAGGAAUUGAAGGGCAGAUGAGAUGACGACGAUCCAUAGAAACCGCCGAUUCAUGGAGGAUUGCAGACACCCACAGGAAUCAUCCAUCAUUCGGAGCUAAUCAUUUCUUCUCGUUCCUUUUGGCGCUCUCUGCGUGCGCACAAUCUCGGAUAGCUCAUCAUCCUUUCCGCCGGCGACAAGACACCCGCGCUGCGCUCGAGGCCCCGAAAGCAACCCUUUACAGCGGCGGAGCUCGGUGCGGCGGUCGCGGAGCAUGGCGAAGGAGGAGGACCGGGGCCAGCCGCCCGACGAGGAGGUCAUGUCGCGGAGCCAGGGGUCCAGCACGGCGCCCGUGCUCGACAAGGACAGCGCCACGGCGCCCAAGUCGCGCCCCGCCGACCAGAGCGCAGGACCUUCCGAGAUGGACCUGAUGAAGGAGAAGUUCGCCAAGCUGCUGCUCGGGGAGGACAUGUCCGGGUCCGGGAAAGGGGUGCCCUCCGCGCUCGCCCUCUCCAACGCCGUCACCAACCUCGCAGCCUCUGUGUUUGGCGAGCAACGGAAGCUGGAGCCCAUGGCCCCGGACAGGAAGGGGAGGUGGAAGAAAGAAGUGGGCUGGCUUCUGUCCGUCGCCGACCACAUCGUCGAGUUCGUCGCCAAGAAACAAGUCCUGGAUAACGGCGUCGAAAUGGAGGUGAUGGGCACGCAGCAGAGACGGGAUCUCCAGGCGAACAUCCCAGCAUUGCGUAAACUGGACACGAUGCUUCUCGACUACCUGGACAACUUCAAGGAGCGCAACGAGUUCUGGUACGUGAAGCGCGACUCGUGCUCGGAGGGUGAGAACGAGGAGAGGUCCGACGAGAAAUGGUGGAUCCCGAUCGUCAAGGUGCCCCCCGGCGGGCUUUCCCCGACCUCCAGAGGCUGGCUCCUGCACCAGAAGGAGCUGGUGAACCAGGUGCUGAAGGCGGCCAUGGCCAUCAACGCCAACUGCCUCAUGGAGAUGAGCAUCCCGGACACGUAUAUAGACACACUCCCUAAGAACGGGCGAGCCAGCCUCGGUGACGCGCUGUACCGGAUCAUCACGGACGUGGAGUUCGACCCGGACGACUUCCUGUCGACGGUGGACCUGACGUCGGAGCACAAGAUCCUGGACCUCAAGGACCGGAUCGAGGCGUCGGUCAUCAUCUGGAACAGGAAGGUGCACAACAAGGACGGCAAGUCCUCAUGGGGCUCCGCCGUCAGCCAGGAGAAGCGGGAGCAGUUCGAGGAGCGGGCGCAGACGCUGCUGCUCAUCAUCAAGCACAGGUUCCCCGGCAUCCCCCAGUCCACGCUCGACAUCGCAAAGAUCCAAGAAAACAGGGACGUUGGGUUCGCGCUGCUGGAGAGCUACUCCAGGGUGCUGGAGAGCCUGGCGUUCAAUGUCAUGUCCCGGAUAGAGGACGUCAUCCAGGCCGACAACGUGGCCAGGGAGAAGGCCAAGAAGAACGCGCCGCCCGGGGCAGACCCCGGCGCGGGAUGCCGCUGCGCGCCGGAGGCCGGCGGCGACGACGACCAGAGCAAGACGACGACACUGCUGGACUUCAUGGGGUGGACUGGCGACCCCGAUGGCAAGAACGACGACGUAUCGCCGCCGCCGCCGCCGCCGCCACCGGAGCUGCCGGCGCAGGACGACGGCAGGCUGAUGAAGCUGCCGAACAUCAUGACCAACCUCAAGCAGACGUACAUGGACAAGCUGGACUUCCUCAGCGGGAACAGAAGCCCCUCAGGUCGCCAUUAGAGACCGUCAAUACGGCAUGGCACGACACGAGAUUUUGCAUGUAUCGUGUGAGCUAGUGUACAUAUAUACUGUAUGUAUUUUUGGAUUUUGGAUUGGAUCAAAGUGGGCUCUCGCUUGAGUAGCCCCUCGUGUCGACUUCCUGAUUUUGCAGACUUCUUCCUCUUCUCAUGUACGAUUCCAAGGCAUUGGCCAUUGUAUCAAAGUCAUCAAUAAAUAGAAAAAAUUUAGAGCUAA